CUUCCAAAAGAAGUCCCUCCUUUUUAGGCGAAACAAACUAAAUUUUCAAAUAAAGAACAGAUUCAGCGAACGGGCGAGCGAUCAAACUUCUGUCCCUAAUAAUUUAUUUAUAGAAAUAGCCGUGAUUUUGAACUCUAAUAUGAAAACAAACGGCAAAAAACUGGUGCUCUUGUAACGAACACAAAACUACCCGUUGCAACCUGGUUAAUUAUUCAUGAUUAUUUUGCACUUUAUUUUCUUUUCCUUCUGGGCUUGCAUAUCUUAUCCUCAAAUUUUCGAUAAAAUUUUCUAUCGUGUAGAUAAUUUUCAUCUUUUUCAUCCAAAAAUUCCACUACAUAUUGUCAAGCUAAUUUGAUUUUUAGUUCAAAGUAUGCUUCAACGGUUGAGCAAGUGCAUAAGUAUAAUAAAGGGGUAUGCAUAGAUCAACAAGCGACAUGAUAUUUUGUUUGUUAUAGUUUAACGCGUUGUAUUUUGACUUUGGCAAGACUGUUGAAAUUCAGAGCAAAUAUGAAAUUGAAAUAUAAAAAAAUACGUGGCCUAUUAGAUUAUGGUGCCUUUUUCUUCGGUAUAUUGAAAUAUAUACUAAUUCCUCAAUAAUUCUCAAGUUUUAAGUUCGCAUUAUAAUGAAAUUUCACACAAUUGUAGAGCCCCAGAAUACGGAGACGUGAUUGGUUUAGUUAAAUGAGCGUAUCGAAGCGUUACGGCUGUUAUUCACGGUUCAGUGAUGCAAGUAAUGAACCAUGACGAGCCUUGCUUUGAAGUUUUCUCGAAGCACGUCAUGCACUAAGUACCCGUUUCCUGAGCAAAGUCGUAUUCCGAGGACAGUCGAUUUUCUAUAGUUCUUUACUCAAGGAUUUUGGAAAUAUUUAUUUGGUUGAAAGGAAUAUCUCAGGAGUCAACGUGUAGAAGAACCAAUUGGCUAGGUUUGUACUUUAAUUUCCUCUUACUUAACGAGUAAAAAUUACAGUAUUGACUAUAGUGACUUAGUCUGUGUUUCUGGUGUAAUAAACCUAUCCAACGUUUCGUGAUAAUAAUGUAUUUCUGUUAAGACCUCAUAAGAAUGAUUUAUUUUAUUUUAUUUUAUUCUGUUCGUUGUAUUGUCUUGAAACAAAUUAUAAACUUCAUUUUAAUCUUAGUAGCAAUAACUCCCAUCACUCGGAUCAAAGUUAUAGGCUCUUAUUACUGGUGUCAUUAAAAUCUUCAAAACUGAUAUAAACACAAAGCAACGACGAAAUAUAUAUAUAAACGUAGUCCUUUAAGUUUUGAUAGUCAAAUCACUUUAUUUUACUGAACGAGUGGUAAUAAAAAUAUAUGAAGAAAUUGUAUUGUUAUGUUUGCCACUCGUAAAGAAGAAAAGUUCUGUCUGACUUGGUGCGAAUCAAAAUCCAAUGCAGACUUCUAAAGCUAUAUUACGACUAGUGCUGUCUACUGUACUUCAAAGUCUGUUCAUUUGAUUCGCCCCAGGGUCACGCACUUUCUUUUUUGCUGGUGCGAGCUUCUGGAUGUCACUCCUACAUCUUUACAUCAAGAUAAGUGUUGUGGUUAACAAACACUGUAAUGACAUCAGGAAGACUUUUUGGUUUUACACAUGUGGUCUAUGACUACGUUUUUUUAUAAUUCAUGGUGUUUACCUAUCACCGCCACUAAGCAAUUUGCUGUACCAUACUUCUAAUAAGAAUAGUUAUCCUGACGUUUUAAACACAUUUUUCUAUUGAUUAUUUGGUGUUUUCCUGGCAUCACCUUAGAACAAACAGAGACCUUAGAACAAACAGAGACCAUAAUCUGUUCAAAUGCACAAUCUAUUUUACCUGCUUGUUCAUAACUAACAAUUAGCACUGAUUCAUAGAAGUGCUGACACGUCUUUACUCGAUUGCUCCUUUACGUUGCUUAAAGAGUUUGUAUGAUGGCUUGUAGAAUUAAUUUCAUAUUUUGUUUCCAGGUAGAUAUGGCGCUACGGAUAACGGUUGUAUCACUUCUACUAGCGCUGUUUAUUUUCCAAGCUUCUGCGAAGUCAGUGAAACAUGCUAAACACGAGAAAGGUAUGUUUGCCUACAAAUAUAGAUUUUAAGUGGAUUACAAUGUUUAUGUUGAACUAAUUGGUUAAAAUCAGAUAAGCAUCAUUAAGGCUUAACAAUAAACCGAUUUCAAUAGCCACGUCUUUGCGAAGAACACACAGUAGGCAACCUCGAUGGUAGCUCGUAUGAAAUAGAUUUCACUAAUAAGUUGUCUCCUUCAGCAGAAGAAGGUUCAGAGAUAUUGUUUAGGUACAAAGUAAUAAAGUAAUUAAAUUCCUUGCAAAUGUCUGAAGGCCCAUUUCCACUCAAGGAAAUUUUCUACGGACAGAAAAUUUUCCGAAAAUAUCAUUGUUAAACAGGGACGAAACUUGAGGGGGGUGUGACACCCCCCAAAGUACAAAUCAUCUGGAUUGGCAGGGCAAAUCAUCUGGAUUGGUUUGGCAAUGAAAGAUUUUAAAUGAUAGAAUGUAGAGUUAUUAAGUAACUUCCAGGGCUUCCAGAGGGAAUUGAAUAGAAUUUAUAGACCUAAAUUUUACAGAUAUUGGUAAAAAAAUAAGGGUUUCAUGCAUGUUUUAACAGGAAUUUGUCCGAAAAAAAAUUUGUGGUCAAAUAGUGGCCAAAAAAAUUUUUUGCUGCAGGGCAUCAUCGGCUUUCGCAGGGCAAUUCUAGCCCCCAAUUAAAAGGGGCUAGUUUCGCCCCUGUUGUUAAAAGUUGAAAAUUUUCAGCUUCAAAGUUUUUUCCGACGGAAAAUUUGUGUCGGCCAAUCACAUGCAAUGAGUGGAAAUGGGCCCUAAAGUAUACUUUCCGGAUGUCUAACAUUUUGCACUUAAAGGUAACACAGGAAGUUUGAUUGAGACAUUUUGUACUACAUAAAAAUAUUACUAAAUUUGAUGAAUUAUGAUAGGAAUUAACUUCACACCUAGUUUUACAACUCGUGUGAACGGUAAACCGAUAUGCCCGGCAAAUUCUGGUAUCAUUUCCUAAACAAACAAAUGGUCGGUCUCGUCAUGUUAGUAUGGUAAAUAUUUCGUGCGUAAUGCAAUGUAUAUUUUUUCUUCCAGCAAGCAAGAAACAAUUUGGUAACCCGAUGGGUGGUGGUGGUUGUGGUGGUGGUUGUCCUCAACAGUGUGCACCAGCAUGUCAACAAUCAUGCUGUGGUGGUCAGCCUCAAGGACAAAUGAUCACUCAUCUUACGACAGUACAUCACCAUCAUGUUCAUCACAUGGCACCAGCACCCCCAGCACCUCCAGCACCUCCUAUGCCCCCACCACCCCCACCACAGACAUUCCAUACACAACAACAUAUCUUUGAAUGUGCACAACCACCAUGCCCACCUCCUAUGCCUAUGCCUCCAGCUGCUGGAGGAUGUGCUCAACCUGCCUGUGGAGGGGGAAUGAUGCCUCCUCCUAUGAUGCCCCCAAUGAUGCCUCCUCAACCUUGUGGUGCCCCUCCUUGUGGAAAGUAAUAUCUUUAACUAACGAAUGAAUUUUAGUUCAUUAGAUGGUACUCAACCAAAACCUAAUGGAAUGUUAACGAAUACUGGACAAUAUGUUUUUAAAAAACAAUAAGACAACUGAAACUAAUAAACUAAUGGUUGCCAUCCAACUUUCAAUUAUGCAGAUUUAAAGAUGAAAUUUAUAAUGUACAGAAAUGUUAAGAAUCUAUUUUUGAAAAUACCUUGAAAACUAGAAUUGAUUUCUGCAAUGUAGCAUCAUGUUCAUCUACUCAGGUAAAGAAAUAGCAUGCUAUAGUUGUAGUCAAGGUAUAUUUCUAGCUAUUGAUGUGUUUACUUCACUAUUUGUAAAUUUACCAUAGAGCACUGUAGCUCGGGUUAAUGUCAAAAACUGUUAAUAAAAUUUUAAGCUAGUAAAGAUGUGCUUUAUUUUAUACUGUAGUGUUGGGUUAUCUCAUUUUUAAAACCAAAACUAUUGCAAUAACGUAUUGUUAGAAUUUGAAUGUCCUAGCAAUAAGCUGAACGCAAAGAUGCAUAAAAUAUUGACAGGGUGCAUAUAUUAAAUAUUGACUUAUUAAGAAAUUAAAAUAAUUUGUUAAGCGCACGAUUUUCUGCUCUUGGGAAUUUAAAGCAGCUUCUUAAACAGUUUCUUUAUGCAUAAAAUUUACAUAUGUCAAGC
Molecule: messenger RNA, 4147 nt
Organism: Paramuricea clavata
Lineage: Eukaryota; Metazoa; Cnidaria; Anthozoa; Malacalcyonacea; Plexauridae
Source: the annotation of a GenBank genome assembly